This is a messenger RNA of Apiotrichum porosum, 2967 nucleotides long. RefSeq lists its product as uncharacterized. The record is from RefSeq and is a predicted model, not a curated record. Gene Ontology annotation, cellular component: Golgi to plasma membrane transport vesicle; cell tip. Lineage: Eukaryota; Fungi; Basidiomycota; Tremellomycetes; Trichosporonales; Trichosporonaceae. Gene Ontology annotation, molecular function: guanyl-nucleotide exchange factor activity. Gene Ontology annotation, biological process: exocytosis. The transcript has 4 exons. Bases 1 to 2967 code for a protein of 988 amino acids.
AUGACAGACAAGAACGACACCAUUCCAGACGGUGCGAACACAACCGACGCCGCGGGUGACGCGUCGGCACACGAGAACAACACCCCGGCGCCCCAAGUCGACGCCUCCACGUCCGCGACCGCGUCCGAGCCUGCCGAGCCGUCCGUAUCCGAGCCAUCAAAGGCAGAGACCAAGGAUGAAAUCAAGACUGAAGCUGCCCCUGCCGAACCCGCCGUAAAGGCCUCAGCAGAACCCACUGCCGCCGCUGCGAGCGGGGGUCUGCAGCUGAGCGACUUGCCGCCAGUGUCGACCGGCACUAUCCAGGUCGAAGGCGGUAAAGAGCACGAGACAAAAUCUCGACGCGCAGAGGGUGUGACCAACAUCGCAACCAACGUGGACGUACCCUACACUCCUUCUGCGCGACACGCUCCCGAUAGCCCAACGACGUCACUAAUCACGUCGCUGCGUACGCAGCUCGAGCUUGUGUCCGAGCAGGCGCAGCAGCUCAACACCAAGCUGGUGGCGAGCAUCUCGCGCCACGCCGACCUCGAGGACCAGGUGUAUGGGCUGACGCACGAGCGUGAGCAGACGGCGACCCACGUCGCCGAGCUCGAGCGUGCAAAGGCCAAGUGGGAGGAGAGCAUGAACACGGGUCUCCUCGUCGAGCAUGCCCAGAUCCGUGAUGAGAUGCAGCGUCUCGCUUCCAACCUCGUCGAGGAGGAGAGAAGACGUGGUACCGCCGAGGAGGAGCGCACAAAGGUUGAGAACGAAGUUGACGAGCUGUCCGCGACGCUCUUCCAGCAGGCCAAUACGAUGGUCGCCGUCGAGCGCAUGGCCCGUGCCCAGGCCGAGGACCGACUCAAGAACUCGGAGGAGAACUUGACUGCCGCCGAGGCCGCCAUGCGCGACAUGCAGGCUCACCUCCAGUCUCUCCCAUCGCUGCAGGCCGCUGCCGCUGCUCGCGCCCCCCUUCCCCGCCGCUUCCUCUCAUCGCACCCACCAUACGCCGAGUUCCUCUUGCUCGUUCAGCAUCUCCGUGCCGCCCGCCCACGAUCCAUUCGCGCUCGCGACCUCUACCCCGUCCCUUCCCUCACCAACCUCUUGCACCAGCCCUUCCUGGCGCGGUGCGUCGCUGAGGAUCACGAUCCUACACUCCGCCUUGACGCCGCUGCCGACCUUGGAUGGGUCAGCCGUCGCGCCGUUGGAACUGCCAUUAUUGCAGGCGACCUCAUCAUCGAGCCCGUUGGUGCUGCUUCUCUGGGACCCGGCCACGCCAUCAACUGCGCCAUGUGCGGCCGCGGUGUCUUUGGUGGCGGAUCAGAGUCCACCUCGAAUGCCUCUUCUCGCUUUGGUCUCAAGCUCUUCUCCUCGCCAAGUGCCUCGCCAGCUGCUCCCGCCAGCCAGUCCGUCUUCGUCUUCAAGAUGGCCAACGACCCUCAGCCCAAAAGCUACCCUCUGUGUCGCAACGGCUGGUGUCUCGAGCGUCUUCGGGCGGCCUGCGCACUGUGGCAUUUCCUCCGCACAGGCCUCGUCGUGCCGGUCUGGAACUCGGAGGACGUUGCGCACUCGCGUCAAGUUAGUGGUGCCAAUGCCCCCUACCGCUCGUCGGAUUCUGAGACUGUUGUCGUCAUGAGCGAAAAGGACAUGUCCGCUCCGCCCAGUGCCAGCAGCGAGGCCUUUUCGGACGUGACCGACCACUCGUCUUCUGCCACUUCUGCCUCUGCAUCCAACACCGCACCCGCACAGCCCGAGCCAAAGCGCAAGGGCGCCUGGGGCUUGGGCUUCAAGCUCGGCGGCGGAGCGUCUGAGAAGACAACCACGUGGGGCGGAGGCUGCCGAGUCUGGCGACAAGGAGAAGGGUGUCGUUGGUCUCGAGGACGAGCUCAACGAGAAGGAGAAGCCGCCCGUCGUGGACAUCACGCCGGCCGGGAGGAGGCGGCUGACCUCACUGAGAAGCCCCAGACGCCCUCCCAGACGCCUUCUCCAGAAGACGAGACCGCAACCAACUCGCCAACCAAGGACGCUGCCGCUGAGGCUGUCGCCGAUGACCGUGCGUCCGUCAAGUCGUCCGAGGGCGACUCGUUUGCUACGCCCAACGCCGAAACUCGCGAGCUGCCAAUUCUUGACGAUGCCCCCGCAGCCGAUGAAACCAAGGAGGCGUCGGAAGACCAGGAGCCCAAGGAGGAGCCCAAGGAGGAGAAGGACGAUGCCGUCAAGGAGGAGGUCGAGGCCCAGGCCGAGACACCUGAGGCCAUUGCCGAGGCACCCGAGGUCAAGGUGGAGACACCCGAGGUCAAGGUGGAGGAACCUGAGAAGAAUGCGGACAGCCCAGCCACUGAAGAGUCUGGGGCGAACGGCUCUGCAGCCAUCGUCGCGCCGCCCAAGUCGCCUUCCCCACCCGUUCGCUCUGCCGCCCGUACCCCUGCUCCCCCUCUCCCACCGCGCGCGGCUGGACGGCCACGCCCCAGCGCCAGCUCCGCCGUCGACAGCGUCAUCAGCCCUCCCCAGACGCCGACUGCUGCCUCGACGGACAAGUCGGGCAGCGCCGAGAAGGCUGACGAGUCGGUCGACGAGUCCAAGGAUGCCGCUGCUGAGGCCGAGAAGCCAAAGGCAGAGGCGGAGGAGGAGGCCACUCCUGCCGAGUCCGCUGACGCGCCGAUCGCGACGGAGAAGGCCGUCGACGAGCCUACAACCCCGACCGCAGCGUCCCGCGGCGUGCCCCCACCACCACCACCCCGCCACCCGACCAUUGCCGCUCACUCCUCCCUCCCGUCCUCCCCCACCGCCCUGCUCCCGCCCCCACCACCGCGCCGCGUCGUCUCUGGCGCCACCGCAAAGGACGGGCCCGCACCGCCGUCGCCGCGCCUCCCGACCGAGGAGAAGACGUUCGCCACGGGCGAGUCAUGGGAGGUGCGCACGUGGCGCCAGAUCGUCAAGCUCAAGGAGGACAUGUGGCGUGCGAGGGUUGGUGUUGUUGAUGACGAGUGA